UGCAGUGAGCCCCUUUGCUGGCACUGUGUCUACAUGAAGCCAGUGCUGUGGCUCUGAGGCUCUCCUGGCGUGGUGGCUGGUGAGGCAGGGCCCUGUGUGCUGGCACAGAGAGGAUGAGUGUGUCCCUGGCCUCACAGCUGCAGCCUGCCCUGAGGAAGGCUCAGGCUGCCAGGGGUGGUGAGGAUAAUGGAGCUUGUCCCUCGGCAACGUGGCCUCUGCCUCGUGCUGUGGUGUCUGAGCACGGCCAGAGGACCACAGAGGGGCUGAGCCCCAGGCAGGAUCUGCUGCAGAGGAGGAACCAGAGGCUGGUGGGCGCCGUCUCCCAUCAGCAAACUGACUCAAGGAAGAGGAGAAGACGAGGGUGAGGUGAGGUGAGGCUGGCAGCAGGAGUGGAAACAUUGGGUUGAAUCUCCAGCCCUGGUUCUCUUGGAUGCCUUGUCCUACUCAGCACCAGCUCCGGGACUGUAGCCAAGGUGGUGCGUCUUGUCUACCCCGAGCAUGUGCUGCGUGGCAGGAUGGAGCACCGAGUCCUUCUGCCUGCCUUGUUCUGCCCAUGCUGUGGCCAGCACCGUGAGGCCAGCAGGAGCUGGCACUGGGGUCCAGAGGGCAGCUGUGCCUGCCCAGCCUGGGCACUGUGGCUUGUGCUGAUAGCAGGCACUGCCCUCGGCUGCUGCCAGGUGAAGGUUCAGGUCCUUCUGUCUUUGAGGGAACCUCUUGGGAGCUGUGCCUCAGUUUAUCUGUUGGAGGCAGAGAUUGGGUGAUCCUGUGGCUGGGGAUUCAUUGGCUCAGGGCUGUGCUGAGGUGCAAACUAAGAGCUGCGUGUUCACAGCGCAUUGGGACCUGAUUCUCAUCCUGAACUACAUCUCCAAGCCUGCCAAAGUUUUUCUGCUGCUACACAGAAGGACGUGUUUUCAGCAAAGCCUUCCAUGUGGAAGACUGAAAAAAAUUAAAUAAAAAGUAACUCCAAGCUUGGAAUGGUGCUGCCAGGCAGAAUGUUUACAAGGAAGCAGCCUGAUAAACAAGGAAAAUUGGUGAGUUGUAAAGAGGUGAAAUUGUGCAGUGUGGCAACAAUUCCCAGCUUGUCAGAGCCUCACAGUGGUCACAGCCACCUCAGGCUGGCUGCAGGAUCUCCGUUUUUACAGGCAGCCUCAGGAAGCCAGGCUGGACUGAAAAAGUAACGGAAUUAUGUGGAACUUGUCUGAGUGAGUCACUGACCCUACAUCUCCACAAGUUCUUUCAGGGCACUGCUGUGAAGGACAGAAGAGGCUGCAGCUGAGAGAUCUGCCCUUUCUGGUCACCAAGGGUUUCAGAUCUCCUCCCCUAGCCUCUCCCAGUCUUUUGUGCUUUCUGUGCUAAUCCAUCCAGUGCAGCAUACACUGACAGAGGCAGGAGCUGGAAAGCCUGCUCUGAAAGCCUCUGCAUGCUGCUGGAGCAGCUGCAGACAUGAACCUGAAAACCGUGCUCAUCCUCCUUGGUCUGGCGCUGGCCACAAUAUUCGCUUUGAUCUGUGUGCUGCUGACCAGAGAAAGGACCCCCAGAACCUGCCAGCACCUGCCCCCAGAGCAGGAGGAGAUGGAGGACGGCCAGAGCCUGGUGUUUGCUGACCUGAGCCCUGAGGAGCUGUCCCAGGUGGUGCGGUACCUGCAGGGACACCUCGGGGUGCCGCUGGUUGAGGCCUCCCGCGCCAAACCCUCGGACAACUGCAUCGCCUCGGUGGAUGUGCAGGUGCCCGGCAAGGCAGAGGUGCUGCGGUUCCUGGACGGCGCGGGGGCUCGUCCCCGCCGAGAGGCGCUGGCUGUGCUGUACUUUGGGAACCAGCCAGACCCCAACAUCACCGAGUACGUGGUGGGGCCGCUGCCGACGCCGGCGUACCACCGAGACGUGACGGUGCAGAAGUACGGGGGGAAGGUGCCGUACCACCGCAGACCGACGCUGGCUGUCGAAUACAAGCAGAUUGGAGAGUUUCUAAAGAGCCAAGCGUUCCCCUCGGCUCCAGCUUUCAUGCAACAAAACGUGAGUGGAUUCUUUGUGCACCCGGUGGGGCUGGAGGUGCUGGUGGACCACAGCAGCCUGGACAUCUCGCAGUGGGCCGUGAGCAGGGUCUUCUACAACGGGCAGUACUACAGGGACAUGGCUCAGCUGGAGAGUGCCUACGUGCAGGGUCGGAUCAGCGUGGAGAAGGUGAGGAAGGCCCCGUGGGAUGGGGAUUUCUCGUCCAUGAAGCCUCGAGCUGCUCCGGCCGCGCUGUUCCCGGUGCAGUUUGAGCCGCAGGGUCCCCGCUACAGCGUGAGGAACAACCACGUGCUGUUCCAGGGCUGGAGCUUUGCCUUUGGGAUGAGCGUGAGCGCAGGCCUGCGGCUGUUUGACAUCCGGCACAGGGGGGAGAGGGUUGCCUACGAAAUCAGCGUCCAGGAGGCGCUGUCAGUGUACGGCUCCAACUGCCCGGCAGGGAUGUCCACGCGCUACAUGGACGGGAGCUUUGGCCUGGGCCGCUACACCUCCCCCUUGGUGCGAGGGGUGGACUGCCCGUACUCGGCCACCUACGUGGACACGCACUCUCUGUCCGCCAGCCUGAGGCCCCAGAGGAGGAAGGCUUCGCUCUGCAUCUUUGAGCAGAACCUGGGCUCCCCUCUGAGGCGCCACUACUCCAACUUGCAGUCGCUCUACUACGGGGGGCUGGUCAACUCGGCUCUGGUCAUUCGGUCCAUUGCCACCGUGGGCAACUAUGACUACGUGUGGGACUUCAUCUUCUACCAGAACGGGGCCAUGGAGGGCAAGGUGCAGGCCACGGGCUACCCAAGCUCCUCCUUUCUUCAUGGGGAUGGCCUGAGAUAUGGCAAUAGGCUUUGGGAGCACACCCUGGGUACGAUCCACACCCAUUUUGUCAACUACAAGGUGGACUUGGAUGUGGGAGGGGUGAAAAACUCCCUCGUGGCCCAUGACAUGGCAUUUGAGAUGACACGGGCUCCCUGGAACCCAGAGCAGCAGAUAGAGCGGCCAAGACUCACCAAGAAAGUCCUGGACACGGAAGACCAGGCUGCCUUCCGACUCCAGUCCAAGAUGCCCAGAUAUGUCUACUUCGCGGCCAACAGCAAAAACAAGUGGGGCCACCAGCGCGGCUACAGGAUCCAGAUCACCAGUUUUGCAGGGGACCACAUCCCUGAAGGCAGCUCCAUGGAGAGGGCCAUCAGCUGGGCAAGGUACCAGCUGGCCGUCACCCGGCGGAAGGAGGAGGAGCCCACCAGCACCAGCAUCUACAACCAGAAUGACCCCUGGACGCCCACUGUGGCCUUUGCUGACUUCAUCAACAACGAGACCAUCACCAACGAGGACCUGGUUGCCUGGAUAACUGCUGGCUUCCUUCACAUUCCACACUCUGAGGAUAUUCCCAACACCGUGACCGUGGGAAACUCGGUCGGUUUUCUCCUGAGACCCUACAAUUACUACGACCUGGACCCCUCUAUAUACUCCCACGAUGGUGUAUUUUUCACCAGCGAGCAGGACUUGACAGCAUGUGAAAUCAACCCUCUUGCCUGCUUGCCCAAAGCUGCCUCUUGUUUGCCAAACUUCCCCCCAUUCACUUAUGAUGGUUUUCGAAAUAUGAGCAGGCUUUAAUGCUAUGGGACAGUGGAGAUGUGUCAGAGACACCAGGCUGACUGUUCUGUCUCUGAUUUUCAGCUUUUUAGUGAAGUUGUCUCAGUUUUCAGUUGUCUAAUGACUUCACAUUUUAUUGUUGCUUUUGAAAUAGUGCUCUUGAAAAAGGAAGCAUGAUUUUCUUAGCAUGAUGUGAGAUGGAAGUCUACGUUAUCUGUUAAUUCCUGAAUUUGAGUCUGUCGCCAGAGGAAAGUGAGGAGAAAAUCCUGUUCCUCUGCUGUAGAAGCAAGUGCUGUGUAGUGCAUAUCUCAGGUUAAAAUAAUGAAAAUGGUGCUGGUCCAAUGCUCUCAAGUGUCUUGUUCUUAAAUUUACAGCAGUUUCUCCUGGGGUGUGAUGCUGGUCUCU
Poecile atricapillus (Black-capped chickadee) is the source of this 3999-nucleotide messenger RNA. Its product is annotated as membrane primary amine oxidase-like. Gene Ontology annotation, cellular component: plasma membrane. The transcript is spliced from 5 exons. The record is from RefSeq and is a predicted model, not a curated record. Gene Ontology annotation, biological process: amine metabolic process. NCBI's taxonomy places the organism in Eukaryota, Metazoa, Chordata, Aves, Passeriformes, Paridae. The coding region runs from base 1444 to 3615 and encodes 723 amino acids. Gene Ontology annotation, molecular function: primary methylamine oxidase activity; quinone binding; copper ion binding.